Messenger RNA from Alternaria infectoria, 2703 nucleotides. RefSeq lists its product as uncharacterized. Bases 1 to 2703 code for a protein of 900 amino acids. Gene Ontology annotation, biological process: amino acid transmembrane transport. The record is from RefSeq and is a predicted model, not a curated record. Gene Ontology annotation, molecular function: L-amino acid transmembrane transporter activity. Gene Ontology annotation, cellular component: membrane. The transcript is spliced from 5 exons. Lineage: Eukaryota; Fungi; Ascomycota; Dothideomycetes; Pleosporales; Pleosporaceae.
AUGACACCCUCAGAGACUGCGCCUCUACUCCGCCAAGAAUCCACGACAUCGUAUGCCCCGGACGAAGAACACGAUGACGUUACGGCGACGCGAAACACCUUUGCUCGCAAUCUUGGUGCGCUGGAUGGGUUCGCGCUGCUGAUAAGCAUCGUCAUCGGCUCGGGAGUAUUUUCGUCGCCUGGGCCUAUCGAUGCGAACGUUCCGUCACCGGGUGCUGGACUCCUCGUAUGGCUAGUCGGUGGAGUUUUAGCAUGGACAGGUGCUUUGACAAUGGCUGAACUAGGUACCGCAUUCCCUGGAGAAGGCGGAAUCCAGCCUUAUCUCACCUACAUCUAUGGCGACGUCUUUGGAUACAUGGCUGCUUGGUCUUGGGUGGUGGCAACCAUGCCUGCUACCCUUGCUAUUCUCAGCAUAGUAUUUGUGGAGUCCAUUUACUCCAGUUUGGGCGUGAACGAACCAGAUCCGCCUCUCACCCACAAGCUAUUGUCUCUACUUGUCUUAGUAUUUGUAACGACGUUGAACUCCAUUAGCACCAAGACAAGUACUCGGCUGUCUAGUUUCUUCGUCGCCAUAAAGCUGCUUACCAUUUUUCUCCUUAUCGUAUCUGGUUUAGUGGUCGUCUUUGUCUUUGUCGGAAAGAGUAAGGACCUUGGAGGUCGCGAUUGGCAUCAAAACAAUUGGUUCUCUCCAAGAGACACGAUACUGCCCGAUGGGUCGAAAUUCGAUUGGACGAAAGUGACUACGUGGGAGUCACUCGGCUUUUACAGUACAGCGUUGUACGGAGCUUUGUGGGCGUAUUCCGGCUGGGACAAGGCGAAUUACGUCGCGGCAGAAUUACGUCAACCCAGUCGCCAACUACCACUUUCCAUCAAUACCGCUAUACCCACAAUCAUACUAUGCUAUGUCGCCGCCAACGCUGUCUACUACGUUCUUCUCCCUUGGAAGGUAGUGUCGACAACAGAUGCUGCUGCUGUGACGGCUGUUACCCACUUCCUCGGCAAGGGAGUAGCUUACUUCGCUACCGCGCUCAUAUGUCUCGUCAUUGCAGGCUCCGCCCUAGGAAACUCCUUCGUGGCUGGUAGGAUGACCGUCGCAGCAUCUAACAACAAUUGGUUCCCGCAAAUUCUGGGCACAGUCGGUCGCGUCGGUACUCUGAAGGUGACUAAACGCGCUGAUUCGAGCGAGGCAGCUGACACGGCUAUGGAUGAUGGAGAGUCACCAAUCAAUGCUCUCAUACUCAACACCGUUCUCUCAGCGGUAUACAUUCUGCUCGGAAACAUGCGCAUCUUGCUUACUCUCAAUGGCCUUGCUGAGUAUGCUUUCUUCUUCCUCACGGUUCUUGGUGCCAUCAUUUUGCGAUUCCGUGAGCCCGAUCUACCGCGACCCGUGAAGCCGUUCAUCCUCAUCCCUAUACUGUUCGCCAUAAUCAGUGGUUUCGUCGUAGUCAGAGGCGCUGUAUUUGCACCGAUUCAGGCAGCGAUCCUUCUGCACAUCGCAACAUCUGCCCAAUAUGAUGAUGGCCUCUAUCAAGCAUCAGCGUAUUUCUACAUCAUUUCAGACAUCGUAGUCGCUGCCAUGGUCGUGCGUCCCUACUUUACACCUGACAAGCAGGUGCUGCCAUUCGAAAGGGUGAUCGCACUCGAACGCAUUGACAACUGGACAUUCCGCUCCAUCGUCAAAGCCUACUCCCCGACUGGUGGUGAAAAUGGGACGUACGGCGGCCACGUGUUUGCGCAAGCCGCAUGGGCUGCUGCACAGACUGUCGCAGAAGGAUUUCUCAUACAUAACAUUACCGGGUGGUUCGUACUAGGUGGAAAGCCCAAUGAACACUACACCUAUCGCGUCCGAAAGAUUCGAGACGGUUACAAUUAUUGCACACGGAAUGUGACCGUAAGCCAGGUUGCAGCCGACGGAGAUAUGUUCACCUGUACCUGCUCCUUCAAACGCGAAGAAAGCUCACCAUUCGACAUGCAAGAGUCUGUUGACCUGAAAGAGGUGUAUCGCGACGCACUAGAAGGGAAAGAGGACGAUCCGAUGGAGCAUGCGGCUGCCCCAAGCAAUGAUUCUGAGCACUUUCGGGAGACGUACCUUCCAGCUCAUCCCGACCACUUUAACCCCAUCGCCGGCUUGCACAUCCGCAAGGCUGACAUGUCGAAGUACAAUCAGAGUCGGCAUCCACUCGAUCGCAAGCAACUGACCUUCUACACGCUACGCGGUGCACUUCCACUACCAACCGCACCAUAUCCGCCUCCCUCGGAAUCCGAGCAGAAGCUCACAUUGACACGAGAUGCCAAUAUGCACGCCUGUGCACACUUGUACGCAUCAGAUCGUAACUCGCUAUUCAUUGUGCCAAACCAUCUCGACCGGCCUCGGGGUUACAAACGCAUGGCGUCACUAUCUCACAGCGUCAUCUUCCAUGUCGGUAUCAAGGACCUCAUCAUGCCUAGUGAACCGCGGAUCGACCACCCGAACGCCGACGCGACAUUGUGGGAAGAUGGUCCGCUGCCACUCUGUAACCUGGAGGGACACAAGGGCGGUGAUAAGGACGGACGAAAAUGGUUUGUGCAAGAAGCGUGGCUUACUCGAGCUACGGGAGGUAGAGCGCUACAUAAUAGCCGUAUGUGGGACUAUGAGAGUGGCGUACAUAUUGCGACGACCUUCCAGGAUGGAUUGAUUAGGUUUAAAGAGGAUGCAAAAAUCUGA